Panthera uncia (snow leopard) is the source of this 7174-nucleotide messenger RNA. RefSeq names its product sterol O-acyltransferase 1 (gene SOAT1). Lineage: Eukaryota; Metazoa; Chordata; Mammalia; Carnivora; Felidae. Gene Ontology annotation, cellular component: endoplasmic reticulum membrane. The record is from RefSeq and is a predicted model, not a curated record. Bases 192 to 1841 code for a protein of 549 amino acids. The transcript has 17 exons. Gene Ontology annotation, biological process: cholesterol metabolic process; cholesterol efflux; cholesterol homeostasis. Gene Ontology annotation, molecular function: cholesterol O-acyltransferase activity; fatty-acyl-CoA binding; cholesterol binding.
AGAGCUGCCCGUAGCCCACCUUCCCGCCAGCCUCGCUGCGAGGGCUUCCCGGCUUUGGCGUUCUCGCCCGCUGUCGGGCUCCGGCCCCAGAAUCUCUGCACCCAGCGUGGAGCUUGAACCCACGACCUGGAGAUCAAGAGUUGCACACUCUUCUGACUGAGCCUGCUAGCUGUCUCCUCCUAGACAUUACAAUGGUGGGUGAAGAGACGACAUCUCUCAGAAAACGGCCGUCAAGGUCCGGGGAAAAUUUUGAAGAAAAGGAAGAUGAGAGAAAGCCUUCAGAAGAGUCCCUAGGGAUAUCUAGUAAUGGUAGGAUUGACAUAAAACAGUUGAUGGCAAAGAAGCUACGGUUGACAGCAGAGGCAGAGGAAUUGAAGCCAUUUUUUAUGAAGGAAGUUGGCAGUCACUUUGAUGAUUUUGUGAACAAUCUCAUUGAGAAAUCAACAUCAUUAGACAGUGGUGGGUGUGCCAUCACAAGCUUUUCUGUUCUUGAAGGAGAUAAAAACCAUAGAGCUAAAGAUCUCAGAGCACCUCCAGAACAUGGAAAGAUUUUUGUUGUAAGGCGGUCUCUCUUAGACGAGCUGUUUGAGGUGGACCACAUCAGAACAAUAUAUCACAUGUUUAUUGCCCUGCUCAUUCUCUUUAUCCUCAGCACACUCGUAGUAGAUUACAUUGAUGAAGGAAGGCUGGUGCUUGAGUUCAAUCUCAUAUCUUACGCUUUUGGCAAAUUUCCUAUUGCCAUGUGGACGUGGUGGACCAUGUUCUUGAGUACACUUUCAAUUCCCUAUUUCCUCUUUCAACAUUGGGCCAGAGGCUACAGCCAGAGUUCUCAUCCAGUGGUCCAUUGUCUCAUCCAUGGCUUCCUUUUCAUGGGCUUCCUGAUAGGAGUUCUAGGUUUGGGACCAACAUAUGUUGCAUUAGCUUACACGCUCCCACCAGCUUCCCGGAGCAUUGUCAUACUUGAACAGAUUCGUUUCAUAAUGAAGGCCUAUUCAUUUGUCAGAGAGAAUGUGCCUCGGGUACUAAAUUCAGCUAAGGAGAAAUCAAAGACUGUUCCAGUACCCACAGUCAACCAGUAUCUGUACUUCCUGUUUGCUCCUACCCUCAUCUACCGUGACAACUAUCCCAGGACUCCCACUGUAAGAUGGGGUUAUGUCGCUAUGCAGUUUUUACAGGUUUUUGGUUGCCUUUUUUAUAUGUACUACAUCUUUGAAAGGCUCUGCACCCCCUUGUUUCGGAAUAUCAAACAGGAGCCCUUCAGCGCUCGCGUUCUGGUCCUAUGUGUAUUUAAUUCCAUCUUGCCAGGUGUGCUGAUACUGUUCCUUAUGUUUUUUGCCUUUUUGCACUGCUGGCUCAAUGCCUUUGCUGAGAUGUUAUGCUUCGGUGACAGGAUGUUUUAUAGGGAUUGGUGGAACUCUACAUCAUACUCUAACUAUUACAGGACCUGGAAUGUGGUAGUUCAUGACUGGCUGUAUUACUAUGCUUACAAGGACUUUCUUUGGUUUUUCACAAAGAGAUUCAAAUGGGCUGCCAUGUUAGCUGUCUUUGCUGUGUCUGCUGUAGUGCAUGAAUAUGCCUUGGCUGUUUGCUUGAACUUUUUCUAUCCAGUGCUUUUCGUGCUCUUCAUGUUCUUUGGAAUGGCUUUCAACUUCAUUGUCAAUGAUAGUCGGAAAAGGCCAUUUUGGAAUGUUAUGGUGUGGACUUCCCUUUUCGCGGGCAACGGAGUCAUCCUGUGCUUUUAUUCCCAAGAGUGGUAUGCACGUCAGCACUGUCCUCUGAAAAAUCCCACAUUUCUGGAUUAUAUCCGUCCGCGUUCCUGGACUUGUCGGUACGUGUUUUAGAAGCUUGGACUCCCGUUUCAUUCCCUGACACUGAAGAUGGGAUUUCUGCCUGAUUUGGGGCCAGCAUCUGUUUCCAGCUGUUACUGAAGUUAUCUGUGCUAUUUGGACCACUCCAGGCUUUACAGAUGGCUUACUCCAUUCCUAGGUCAGCUGAGAUGUUGGAAGUUUACUGGAAUCUUGUGUACUUGAAGCAGUACUUUUUUUUUUCCCCCCUACCUUUUUGGGAGAAGGGAGACUUAUAGCUGACAUAAUGACAGAUUUUUGCUGGCUUUUUGUUUUUUGACUCCAUUUAAACAUCAUGACUAAAUAUGUUUUCUUGGCCACUGAAUUAGCCAAAACACGAAGAAAUCAUUUAAAUAUUUUAGGCUUAGAAAUUUUUUCAUGCACACUGUUGGAAUGUAUGCUAAUUAACUGUGUACUUGGGAAAGAAAAAAUAAUGUGGAACAUCUUGCUGUUUUUAGUAGAGGGGAAAUAACUAGUUUCCAAAGAUAAUCUUGUUAUACAUCUUAGUUGUAUUUUUUUUUUUUUUUUUUUUGGAAAGAAGUACAGUUCUAUUCAGUUUUUGCCUUGUUUCUCUAUAAGGUGUAGGUCAUAAUUUCUGUGAAGCAAAAUUAUACCGUUCAUUUUGAAUUCCUGAGUUUACAUCCGAAAUAUUAUAAACUGAGGGGGACAGAAGUAGGAAGGGAAAAAGAAAGAAGUGACCCAGGACAAAGAAAAACGCUUCCUUGUACAGUUUCCAAAGCAAUUUUUAAAGACUUGCUGCAUCAAUCGUGUGUUUAAAUUAUUUUAUCAUGGAAUUUACGUGGAAGGUAACUGCUUUGUUUAAAUUUUAAGGUAAUAACUUUUUGGAAGUUAUUUAGAAGUACCCUUUGGUAUACUUAUUGUUUAAUAAAUACUGACUUGAAACAUUUUGCACACUAAUAAGUCUGUGACAUAUAAGUAUUAAUCACCUCCAUUAAUAUUAAAGUGAUUUUUAAAGAUCCAGAAGCUGGCUUCUGCAUUGCUCAAUUAUGGCAUUUUUAAUGGUAGUACGCUUUAGGUGAAACAAAUUAAUAUGUGAUCAUUUUGAAGGAAAGGUACUCUAUUAUGUGAUGUUUCCGUGUUAUAAGAUGCCCAUUGCUGAUAAAGUGUGGUGUGCAGGAAUUGUUUUGUUCGUACGUAUGAGGUGUGAUUAUGUUUGUAAAGACCAAGCACUGAACGGGAUACCCGCGACAAUGUAGUUGAAGUUUCCACUCAGUGAAGUGAGACCGAAGAAUCACCCAAAAGAGGAUUCUUACUUGGAGUAGCCACCUUGAGAAGUUAUCUUGCUGUUAUAACAGCCCUACUUCCAUCCAAAAAGUUUUGGGACAUCUUUUUGGAAUUGUUUUAAAGUCUGCUUGAGUCUCAUAAGAAGGUAAAUAGACUUUGUUAGUAAACACACCUGAAUUUGUACCGCAAGUAUCCAGCCUCAUUACCAAUUUUAUUCCAAUACCUUUGAUCCAUAUGAGUUCAGGCCAUUCCCAAACACCAAAUCCAGCUUUUUAACAGACAAAAGUGCAUGUGAAAGGAGGUUAUUUUUUAAAAAGUAACUCCCAUGUUCCCAAGCGGUAAUUGUCUAUACAGUGGUCUGGUAAUUGUAAUGGAGCCAUAACCUCCACGGAUUGCUUUAAUAUAGCUUGUACUUUCUGGCAUUUUUAUUAAAAAUUAAAAUGAGUCAAUCACUUGAGUUGAUAACUCUGUUUUUAAUAUGACGAGGGAGUUAAGAAAACCAGAUUGAUCUAAGACUUAUUUAUGCAUAAGUCAUCUACUUAAGGAGUGCUAGGUCUCUGAGACCAUGGAAUUCUUAGAUCUGUAUUUCUGUUAAGUGCUGUGGAUGUUACACUCUCAUUGAUGAGGACUUUGUUGCUUUGUACUGAUUCUGAAUACUGUAUUUGUUGGACUGACCAGUGCUGUUUUUUUUUAAGCUCUCCUCUUCCUUUUAUUGGUGAUUUUGUUUUUCUGCCCAAAGACUUGGAUGUGACAACGAAUAAUAUGCUUAAAACUAAAGACUCUAGAAUGAUAAGAAUGCUCUAAGAAAUUUUCACAAACACAUAAAAAAUAGCUGCUUUCUGUGAGAGAAACUAGUUUGGUAGCUGUGGCCUUCCUGCUAGCUGCUUUCAGCAAAAGUCUUUUUCUUUAAAUCACUACUGUGGUGCCUGGGUGGCUCAGUCAGUUGAGUGUCUGGCUCUUGAUUUCGGCUCAUGUCAUGAUCCCACAGUUUGUGAGAUCGAGCCCCGCGUGGGGCUCUGCACUGACAGCACGGAGCCUGCUUCAGAUUCUCUCUCCCUCUCUCUCUCUCUCUGCCCCUGGCUCCCACUCGUGUGUGCACUCUCUUGCUGUGUCGCUGUCUCUCAAAAUGAAUAAGUAAAUGUUAAAAAAACAAAACAAAACACUACUUACACUCCUAAAUAAAUUAAAACCUCUAUAUGUUUUAGGAUGGUUUAUUGAUUUUUCCUCUUGCUAAUAGGGGUCAAAGUUAGUUACAGGACAAUACUUUUUUCCUUAUGAACAGGAAAGAGUUUCAAAUUUUGUUCCUGUAAGAAGUAUUUUAAGUUUGUUUAUUUACUUUGAGAGAGCAGAGAGGGUGUGUGCAUGCAUGAGUUGGGGAGGGGCAGAGGGAGAGGGAGAGAGAAUCCCAAGCAGGCUCUGCCCUGUCAGCGUGCAGCCCAAUACAAGGCUCAAUGUCUGGAGGGGGUUUGAUCUCACAAACUGAGGUCAUGACCUGGGCUGAAAUAAUCGAGUCUGAUGCUAAACCUGCUGAGGCCCCCCAGGCGCCGCUCCUCUUCCUGUGAGAAGUAUUAAUGAUAGCAGCCAUUUUUGUGUUUUUUUCCCAAAACAACAGCUAAAUCUCAACCUUUGUCAUAUAUCUGUUAGAUGCUUUCAUUUUCAGUUCUGGAUAGUGAAGGAAAAUGGGUUUUGUUUGUUUUUGGUGGAUUAAUCUCCUGCAAUUGCCUAAAUAAAGUUGCUUGCUUUAUGUUAGAAUUUAAUCAGAACAUUGAGGCUGCUUGUGACCUUUCAGUAACUACUAUUUUUAUUUGUUUGAUAGUGGACUUUACUGGGAAAAAUUAGCGUAAAAAACAUUCAAAUGCAUAAAAUUUAAAGAAGACCAUAAAAUUAUACCUUUUAGCUAUGGUAGUCAUAAUAGCAAUCACAAAUAAGAUAAACCCUAAAUUAUUGCCUAAGCAGACGCUAUUUUGUCAGGCUUCUAUUGCAAAGCCCGAGGCAGGAAAUACUGUAGUUAUUAGAGGUGAGCCCCAAUGAUGAAUUUGCAUUUGAAGCUGAAGAAAGGGGAAAAAAACCCAACAUGACAGUAACUGCUUUUUGCUUUUGGAAGCAUAAGGAGUGGGGAAAAUGUUGUUUUCCUUUUAGUUGUAGGGUAAAAUAGGUGACAUUGGCAGGUUAAUAAGGUGUAGGAUGUAAAUACUCUGUAAUUGCAAACACAUUAUGUUGCACAAGUAAUUCAUUUAGGAUAGGCAGUUUUCAUUGAAUUUUAAAAUUCCACUUGCCUGAAAAAUGGAAUCCUGAAGUCUUUGUAGAAAGCCUAACAGGGGCGCCUGGGUGGCUCAGUCGGUUAAGCGUCCGACUUCAGCUCAGGUCACUAUCUCGCGGUCCGUGAGUUCGAGCCCCGCGUCAGGCUCUGGGCUGAUGGCUCAGAGCCUGGAGCCUGCUUCCGAUUCUGUGUCUCCCUCUCUCUCUGCCCCUCCCCCGUUCAUGCUCUGUCUCUCUCUGUCUCAAAAAUAAAUAAACGUUAAAAAAAAAAAUUAAAAAAAAAAAGAAAGCCUAACAGAACAGUGUGUAUUUAAAGAUUGGUCAUGUGGGCCAUGUAGCCUAAAAAGAUAUAAUUUAUGACUCGUUGAGGCCCUUUAUGCAAAAAGAUAGGUUUGCUUUGUGUGGCCACAGGUAAUUUUGCGUAAAGUUUAUUGUUUUGUAUGGCGAAAAAUAACGAAGAUAAACUACUACAACUGUGGUAACCAGAGGCCUGAUGUAGCAUUUGUUUUAAUUAUGGAACCAUUAAAAAAAGUAAAUUGUUACACAUAAGCCCAGCAUGCAAAACAGAUAAAAUAUAGCUGCUUCUGGUUGAGAUUGGGAUGGCUGGCUGGAGCCGUGUUCUUUGGUACACCUGUUCUCUCCUACCCAAAAUACCCAGUCAGAGCAUCACAGGCGCAGCAAAAAAGCGUGCACAGGCAUUUGAUGCAGACAACCCCAUGCUUACUAGCGGCAUGACAGUGGGCACAGUUGCUUCAUUUAUCAGAGCCACAGUUUUCCUCAUCUAUAAAAUGGGGGUGAUAACUACCUCAUAGGUUUGUUGCAGAGCACUAGUUCUGGCCAAAAAAGGGCCUCGUUAUCCUCUUACCCUCCGUAAAGUCUAAAUCUGAAUCCUUAUUAUCUUGUUGGAAUCUUUUAAAAAUGUGAAUGUUUCAAAUGAUGCACACUCCCGAGAAUAUGUGCUCUCAAACAGACUCGAGAUGAUGUCAGUCCCCAUCAUACCUUGACUGAUUUAUAAGCUCUCCCAAAAUGGAACCGACAAGAAUUGAACAAGAUUGAGUGGCACUCAUGUUUCCGCCUCCAAAAUUACUUUCAUCUUUAUCUUGUUUAGCAUAGGGGUAAGCUGCUAAAAAGAAAAGUAUGUCCGCUUUUACCUAGGUAUUUAAGUCAAGUGUUAGAACUAAUGUGUAUAUUUUAUAGUUAAAUUUUAGAAUUUAUGGAGAGGAAGGCAAUUAAUGAGGCCUUACUUUUGCCAGUGUAAAGAAUGCUUAUCGUCUUGGAAGGCAAAAUUCUUAAUGGAAGACAUAGUUCAUACUUUUGUUAAUAAUGUGUAACGGGCUUGCUUACUAAUCUUGUGCAAAACUUUGUGACUUAUGUAGUUUAUAUAAGACAGUUUAUAUAUGUAUGCGUAUAUACUAUCCGAGAAAGGCCUUAGACAUUGCUUUACAUAUCUUAUCUCCAGGCUUUACGUUUAUGGCUCAGAAACCGAAGAAACUGGGACAUAAACGUUUUGAGGAAUAAAAUGAGUAUUAUUAGUAAAGCUUACAUAAGCAUUUGAGUAGUUUCUAGCAUCACUAAAGUUUCUAUCCGGUAUAUCAGGGAAUAGAAUGUGGGAACCCAGUUUAUGAAGGAGGUAAAACACGGCUUCAACUCUGGUUGAAAUAGGGAGAAUAAAGGCCUUCCGGCUUGCCACCCCCCAAUGAUCUUCUCACCAUAACUUAAUGCUCUGUUUGAACAUCAAGAAUGAUAAAAUCGAUCGGCUUUACAUUAGUAGGAAUGCUGUACAAUCUAUAUAAUCUACAAAGUUCUUAAUAAAGUUUCCAUUUUUU